UCGAUCGCAGCGGAAUCAGUCGCGUGCGCGCGCUUGGCCAUCUCCGAUUUCCCGCUUUCAUUUGUUUUUGUUUUCUUCUUUUCGAAGAAACCGAAAGGAGAAAUUUUGUUUUGCAUUCCGCAUCGACGUCGAGUGUUUAGUUGUUUCUUUUCAAUCGGCCAUGAGUCAAUCAAGCAAAUUCAACAUUCUGCAACCUUCUUUCGGCCACGCCAACAACCGGCUCAUUCCGCAUCAACAUUCAAAUUCGGUCGACACUCUUAAAGCCGAAGCUUCGCCACUUCAGCGCUCCACGGUCCGCAAGAGUUUCAAGCGCAAACUGCCGCAGCAGAAUGUACCUGUCGGCGAUACCAAAGCGGAAUGCAAAUCGCCCGUUCUAGCUCAGCAGAAAUCGUCUCCUUUCGUCGAUGUUCCGGCAUCGGCAGGACGAGUCGGUACGAAAAACAGUUUGGGACCUCAUCCGCCGGCUUCCGUGGCCCGUCGCAACGCCCGUGAACGUAAUCGAGUCAAGCAAGUCAACACGGGUUUCGCUGUUCUACGCCAACAUAUUCCGGUCCUUUGCGGCUCUGUCAUCGUUUACGGAGGGUUGCCCAAUUCACCUGAAAUGUCUUCAUCUUCGUCUUGUUCCUCGUCUUCUGUUUCAUCGCCUCCGGCCAGCGGUAGAUGCAAGAAGAAUAAAAUGAGCAAAGUCGAGACUCUUCGCUGCGCUGUCGAAUACAUCCGCAAUUUGGAGAAGCUCCUGGCAACGGGCGGUGAUGCCGAAGCGGGACAAGAUCAAUUGGCCAUCAAAGAGGAACCCCUGGAUUGCUUAUCAUACGAGCUGGAUGUCGCCGUUGGAUCACCGUCGAUGCAGGAAUCGCGCGAAAAUAUAUCGCCUUUUGAAAUAGCUGGACUCUCGACAUCCGCCAAUGAUUUAUCGGGUUUUUACGAUUCGAGCUCGUCACCGGAAUCGCAAAGUCCCGACGUUCAUAAUCAGCAAAAUCAACGGUUUCUUUUCCCUUUUCUGUUGGACACGUCGCCGACUACCCUGCCACCAAACGGCGAACAGAAACGAAUCAAAAUGGAACCCGAUUCGGAUUCUGCUGCCAUGUUCAAACAAGAACUGUUGCGCUCUCUUUCCUGCUGGAACAGAUCCGAUCAAGAGCAACAAGCCCUGCCGGAGCUGUUGCUGGAUCAUACAGGACAAUCGGAACAGCAACAGAAUUCGGUCAUGCAAAACAUAUCGGAUCAUAGUCUGCUCGAAUCGCUCAACAGCUGGUGGGGUUCCAGUCUGUAGGAAACAAAUCCUGUACUUCUUCCUUAUCAUUGCUUUCAUCCGCUAAUUCGUCCAUCCAUCCGUUUCAUCUUAUCGUUUUCAAAAUGCUAAUGAUUCAGGAGAGAGCACGCCCACCUUGACUGGGUCUUCUGUUCUUUCAUGUUGUUGUACAUAAAUCGCAUCACGGUCGCUCAAUCUGGUCCCGCACAUCAAAAAAAUCGAUUUUCUUUUUUUUUCCAUCGGAGCAAUGAAAAUAGCUCGAGGUCCAUUACACGUUGUAUCAUACAUCCGCACGCUGACUUUAUCAAUUGACAACUUUCUAUACGUAUUUUUUAAUUUUUUAUUGAAUUUUAACACAAAUGCAUUUGUUUUCUUUAACAAUAAAAGAAAGGUUGAAAUGGA
Messenger RNA from Daphnia magna, 1654 nucleotides. RefSeq names its product achaete-scute complex protein T3. Lineage: Eukaryota; Metazoa; Arthropoda; Branchiopoda; Diplostraca; Daphniidae. Gene Ontology annotation, biological process: regulation of transcription by RNA polymerase II; developmental process. The record is from RefSeq and is a predicted model, not a curated record. Gene Ontology annotation, molecular function: DNA-binding transcription factor activity, RNA polymerase II-specific; RNA polymerase II transcription regulatory region sequence-specific DNA binding; protein dimerization activity.